This is a messenger RNA of Zonotrichia leucophrys gambelii, 5942 nucleotides long. It is a transcript of the gene RBM27, whose product is annotated as RNA binding motif protein 27. Gene Ontology annotation, cellular component: nucleus. The record is from RefSeq and is a predicted model, not a curated record. Lineage: Eukaryota; Metazoa; Chordata; Aves; Passeriformes; Passerellidae. Gene Ontology annotation, biological process: mRNA processing. The transcript has 22 exons. The coding region runs from base 64 to 3168 and encodes 1034 amino acids. Gene Ontology annotation, molecular function: metal ion binding; RNA binding.
UGCCGGGCAGGUCGCGGCCAUGGCGGCGGCAGUGUAGCUGGGAGCGGGCGGCGCGGGGCCACCAUGAUCAUCGAGAGCGUAGACGCGCUCAAGUCCUGGCUGGCCAAGCUGCUGGAGCCCAUAUGUGAUGCUGACCCCUCAGCCUUGGCCAACUAUGUCGUGGCAUUAGUCAAGAAGGACAAGCCCGAGAAGGAGCUGAAAGCUUUCUGUGCUGACCAGCUGGACGUGUUCCUGCAGAAAGAAACUUCAGGGUUUGUAGAUAAACUCUUUGAAAGUUUGUACACCAAAAGUUACCUUCCUUCUGCUGAGCCCACAAAGGCAGAGGCAAAGCCUGCAGGGCAAGAGAAAGAAGAAGUCAAGGAGGAGUUGUGUGUUAAACAGAAUUUUCAAGAGUCUGUUGAAGAAGAGCGGGAGAGCAGGAAGAAGAAGUAUUCCAGUCCCCAGAGGAGCCGUGCAGAUUCCAGUGAGCAAAGAACCAGAGAGAAAAAGCGGGAUGAUGGGAAGUGGAGGGACUAUGACAGGUACUAUGAUAGGAGUGACUUGUACAGGGAGAAGUCUGGCUGGCGCCGGGGCAGGAGCAAGAGCCGCAGCAAAAGCAGAGGGCUGAGUCGGAGCCGCAGCCGCAGCAGGGGCCGCAGCAAGGACCGCGAUGGCAGCAGGAGCGGGCUAGUUCAGGUCUGUCGGAAAAGUAAGUGGCACAGAUUACAGCAUUCCACGCACCUUGAGACCGCGUUAGUUAAGGGCAGAGAGCACCGAGAGAGAGAGAGAUCAAAAUACAAGAGUGAAAAAAAUGAUGUUGAAAGCUCAUAUAAUCCAGUGUCUGCGACUCCCAGUAAAUCCUCUGAACAGUAUUCCUCUGCACAAGCUAUUCCCAGUGCUGUAACUGUAGUUGCACCUGCACACCACCUUGAAGGCACCACAGAGAGCUGGUCAAAUUACUUCAACAAUCACAGCAAUCCCAGUUCGUUUGGCAGAAACCCUCCUCCUAAAAGAAGAUGUCAAGACUAUGAUGAGCGAGGCUAUUGUGUCCUGGGUGAUCUCUGCCAGUUUGAUCACGGAAACGAUCCUUUGGUGGUAGAUGAAGUCUCCUUGCCCAGCAUGAUCCCGUUCCCGCCGCCGCCGCCGGGGCUGCCGCCGCCGCCGGGCCUGCUGCUGCCGCCGCUGCCGGGGCCGGUGCGCGGGCUGCGCCUGCCGGUGCCGCAGCCGCACCCGCAGCCCCCGCCGCCCGUCGUGCUGCCCGUCCCGCGCCCACCUUUAACGCAGUCCAGCCUCAUCAACAGCCGUGACCAGCCGGGGACAAGCGCAGUGCCCAGCCUUGCGCCCGUGGGAGCAAGGCUGCCUCCUCCUCUGCCUCAGAACCUGCUCUAUACAGUGUCAGAACAUACAUAUGAGCCAGAUGGCUAUAACCCUGAAGCUCCUAGUAUUACCAGUGCUGGUAGAUCUCAGUAUCGGCAGUUCUUUACAAGAGCACAAAUGCAGCGUCCAAAUCUAAUUGGCCUAACAUCUGGGGAGAUGGAUACAAACCCUCGAGCUGCCAACAUUAUCAUCCAAACUGAACCUCCCAUUCCCAUUACAAAUAACAGCAGCAAUGUCACUAGAGUUGUCCUGGAACCAGACAGCAGGAAGAGAUCUCCAAGCAGCAUGGAGUGUCCACCAUUGAAGAAACCCUGGUUGGGAAAGCAAGUGAAUAACAACCAAAAUAAGCCAGGAUUUUUGAAGAAGAAUCAGUAUACUAAUACAAAAUUAGAAGUUCGAAAAAUUCCACCAGAAUUGAACAACAUUACACAGCUCAACGAACACUUCAGCAAAUUUGGAACUAUUGUAAACAUUCAGGUGGCUUUCCAGAACGAUCCCGAAGCUGCUCUCAUUCAGUACUUGACCAACGACGAGGCGAGGAAGGCCAUUUCCAGCACGGAGGCAGUGCUGAGCAACCGCUUCAUCCGGGUGCUGUGGCACAGGGAGAGCGAGCAGCAGCCGCCGGCGCUGCAGCAGCCGCAGCCGCCGCCCGCCCCGCAGGCGCUGCAGCACCUGCAGCAGCAGCAGCAGGCGCUGGCCGCGCCGCCCGCCGUCACCGUGCACAGCAGCCUGGCCAAGGUGAUGAACAAACCCCUGGCAUCUGGUGCCUACGUCCUUAACAAAGUCCCAGUGAAAAGGCGCCUUGGAGCGGCGGGUGGGAGCCAGCCUGAGCUCAGCCAGCCCGGGGCUGGCGUGGAGGAGUCUCAGAUAUUUCCUACUUCCACAAGCCACUCAAAAAUGGUUUACAGUUCUCCAAACUUGAAGACAACUCUGAAGUCUGGUGCAGGGUCUAAGCCUCAUGACGUGCAAGAAGCCCUUAAAAAAAAACAGGAGGCAAUGAAACUCCAGCAAGAUAUGAGGAAAAAGAAGCAGGAGAUGUUAGAAAAACAAAUAGAAUGCCAGAAGAUGUUGAUAUCCAAGCUGGAGAAAAACAAGGCCAUGAAACCAGAAGAGAGAGCAGAAAUUAUGAAGACUUUAAAAGAACUAACAGGAAAAAUAUCUCAGUUAAAGGAUGAAUUAAAAACUUCAUCUGCAACCUCCACACCAUCUAAAUUGAAGUCCAAAACAGAGGCACAGAAGGAACUGUUGGAUGCAGAGCUGGACUUCCAUAAGAGACUGUCCUCUGGAGAGGACACGACCGAGCUGCGCAAAAAGCUCAAUCAAUUACAAGUGGAGGCUGCCCGCCUGGGCAUCCUGCCUGCUGGCCGAGGGAAGGCGGUGGCAGCCCCGGGCCGGGGCCGCGGCCGCGGCCGUGGGGGCAGAGGCCGGGCCAUGCUGAACCACAUGGUGGUGGAUCACCGGCCCAAGGCCCUCGCCGUGGGAGGCUUCGUGGAGGAGGAGAAGGAUGAAUUGUUACAGCACUUCUCUAAAUUUGGAGAUAUCGAAGAUCUUCAGGAAGAGGAUUCCCCAUUAAGUGUUGUUGUAACUUUUAAGUCCCGCUCAGAAGCUGAGAAUGCUGCUAACCAGGGAUCCCGCUUCAAGGACCGGCGGCUCCAGAUCUCGUGGCACAAACCCAAGGUACCCUCUGUGUCCACAGAAGUCGAGGAAGAGGAGCCCAAGGAAGAGGAGACUGAAACCUCAGAUUUAUUUUUGCACGAAGAUGAUGAUGAUGAUGAUGAAGAUGAGGAUGAAUCCCGUUCUUGGAGAAGAUGAAACUUGAUGUUGGAAAUGUAUAAUUUUAGGAAUAUAGUUCAAACUACAUCUUUUAAACGUUUAUUUAAGGAAGUUGAUGAGCCAAAAAGAGCUUUACUUUCUUUUCAAACCACAAAAUUUACCAUGAGCAGUUUGGUAUGAAAACAUUUGGGACACAGAGCUGUGAGACUGAGCUAGCCAAAGGCCCAGGAACUUCUUACAAGAUUAUCAAGCUCACCAGGGUGGUGAUCUUUUUCUAUUUAAGAAGGAUAAAAAGGGGGGAGGGGGUUGGAAAUCAGUAUUUUCUUGUCCUCUUUUUGUGUCACCUGUAUUACCUUGUUUUGGGUUUUUUAUAAUGUGAUUGGUUUGUUAGUUUAUAAUUGAAAAGAUAUUACAGGUUUUAUUUAGCAAUAUUAAGAGGUUAGGGGAAAGACAAACUUUCAUUAAAUAUUAUGAAAGAAAAACUGGCCUCAUUUGCUCGUUGAAAAAAGGGAGCAUUUUAUUUCCUGUGGAGUCUCAUGUUGUAGGAAUUAUUUGUGGUUAGAUUCUUAAAUCAUUUACUUCAGUAUGUGUGGCAGCCGCACUAUCUCUUUGUUGUGCUGCUUUUUGUGAGAGGAGGUGGAAGAAACAAUUUAACAGGAUAUUGUUGUAACAUUGUCCAGUUCACUCUGUUUCUCCAAAUUCUGCUUCACAGAAAACAUCAGCGGGAGCACACACUGGAGUGGAUUUUCACUCCUUCUUGAUUUCCUUCUGUCAUUUCAGUGUAAGGCUCGGUGUAGGUCAGGCUGUUUAUUGCAUUUCAGUAUUUGUGAGCAAGAAUGGAAGGAGUUCCAGUCUUCCUCAAAAGCAGCUGCACUGGCCCCUGUCUCCCAGCCAGGAGCAACUCUCCUCUGGCUGUUCCCAGCUGUGUUCCAGGCAGAGCCCUGGGCUUCAGAGCAGGGUGGGUUAGAGCAGGGUGGGGUUCAGCCCACAGGACUGGGGUGUCCUGCUUAGCCAGCCCCACAGCAGGGUCCAGUGUCCCAGCCCAGGGCUGCUGAGAGCUGGCUGUGCUGUGGGUGUCCCCGUGUCCCCUCUCAGUGCCCCUGUGCUGUCCCUGUGACCCAGCAGGGCCUGUGCUGGCUCUGGGGCUGGGCUGGCUCUGGGCUCUGUGCCUUGGGGCUGGGACACCCAGCAGCACCUGCCCCGACUGCCCCCUUGCCCUGGCCACUCCUCGACCCCUCUUUUGUGCAUUUCCACACAAAAUCAGCACCGUGGCCAUGCACAGCACUCCUCUCUCUUGAAUGGCUGCCAGUGUAGGCCCCGUAACUCCUGGCUGAGGGACAGCAUCUACCAAACCCUCUGCCUGCCUGUGGCUCUGAGUGUGGCCAGGGCAGGGGCUGAGCACCCUGUGGGCUCAGCCCUGCUGACUCUGUCCUUGUGCUGUGGUGAGGUGUCCAACUUGUGUCAUGUCCUGUUUCUUGUCAACUGAAGGGGAUGUCUCCAGUGUUCUGUCUCUUUCCAAACCUCUCCUCUUCCUAGAAUUAGGACUGUCCUGCUAAUGCUGAGACUAAAUUCCAGGCAUGAAGAAUUGGAGGAGAAACCCACCCCAUGAACUUACAAGAAUGUCUUGCUCUUCUCCCAUCACCUCCAGGGGUUUUAAUGUCUGUGACACAGUGUGUAUCUUGAGAAGUCCAUUGCAGCAAACAUGUCUGAGUCCUGACAACUUAAAAAAGGAGAGAGGGAUCAAAAGGAUUUAUAUAUUUUUUUGUACAGAGUUUUUUCUUAAACUGUAUAAUUUUGUAAAUAUUUUGCUUUUUUGUGUACUAAAAUUACCGGCGUAUAGAUUUCAAUAAGAAUUGUUGUAUUUUUGUAUUUGGAAAAUGAAAUUUACAGUGGAUUAAUUAAGCUGUAAGAGAAAUUGCGGUAGCCUUCGACACACACAGAAUGGAUUCCUUUUCAUAUGGUUUUAGCUCUAAGUGGCACUGGGGUGGCACCUGUGUCAGGUGAGGCAGCGAGGGCCAUCUCUGAGAGCUGCAUCCCAUUGCAGUGUGCCCUCAGUGCCCCUGGCAGGUGCCACAGUGCCAGGUGCCACCGCAGGGCUGGCAGUGCCCCAGGGCUGCUGCACCGGGGGCAGAGGAGGAGGAGGAGGAGAGGAGCUCUGUGCCACUGCCCUGCCUUCUGCCAGAGCUUGGGCACCCCCCUGUAUUUCAGGGCACCCUGUCUUGGGGUGCUUUGGCUUGGAUUUCUGUGUUUCCAGAGGCAGCAGGGCAGGACAGCUGAGUUCAUGUCAUGGUGAUGCUUUAAUGGGAAACUGACCUGUACACAAAACAGCCCUCGGGGGUACCUGUGUGCCCCAGCCAUGUGUACCAGCCUGAGCUGGGGCCAGGCACUGAAGGAUGAGGGGAUGGGGAAAGGAAGUCACUGCAAAGAAUUCCCUCCCUUUCUGUGCUGAAUUAACCUGAGCAAAAAUAAACAAAACCACCUCUAAUACAGAACUAGGCACCUGCUUAGGAAAGCACCACUUAGCAAAAUCAUGUGAAAAGGAACAAAGCUCCUCUUGGUGUAUAGUAACCUUGUACUAUAGUUUUUACAGAUUGUGAACUUGUGUAAUAGGAUAAUAGCAGAUAUUGUUGAAUUUCUAAUUGUUUACACAUUAAAAUUCAUAUAUGUAAUGUUUGUUUUAUUGAUUACAAGCCAAAUUUCUAAGAUGCAUGUUGACUUUUUUUGCAAUAAAGUUAUAGUAUGGAAUGGUUCAAGAUUUAGAAAAGACAAAAUUCUAACUGAAAUAAAUUGGAAGGAGAACCAUUCAAAAAAAA